UUUAUAACUUAAGUGUAUGUUGAGUUACAGUGUUACGUCCCUUAAUUGUAGGAAUGAAAGUUCUCGACUAGUUACGUCAUUCUUUAUCUAGAAUUGUUUCGUAACAAUGAAAAGUUAGUUGAUGCGUAAACGUGAUAACCAAUAUUAGGUUUUCUUAAAAAAUUUUCAACCUAAAGGCUGUAGUAGAUCUAGAAAGUAAAUUUACUGGGAUUGUAAAUAAAUGGUUUGGUGGCAUUCGAGCAAGGGUGCAAACAAUACAUUUUGGGUUUGGUGGGGGUGGGAGAAGGGCAACAUAAAAAGAAUAUUAAUUAUAUUGUAUGUUUCUUUACUUAUGUAAUUGAUCAUAAAUGUUAUGUAAUAUCGAACAGUUCAUUUUUACAUGUAUAUGGGCAUUUAAUUAGUGUCCCAAGGGCGGAGGAGGGGAACAAGUGGAGUGGAACAGAACUCCUUGCAAAUGUAAAAAGAUGUUGAAAAUUGCAAGUAGUAAUAAAUAUUUUGUGAUUAAAGAUAAUGGUUUUUUACUGUAGCAUGACUGGGUAACUUUAUGGUAAUCCUUAAUUUAUACAGUUCUCUUCUAAGUUUCCACCAAAACAUUUUGUGAAAAUUUCGUAAAGUCUUUAGUUAUCACUAAAAUUCCUUCGGAAUGACUAAAAAUUUUAAGUGUGACAAUAAUAUAUUUUUUAAUCACUAAGAUUGUACAUCUUGCAACAAUUUUCUCCAAACUCAUCAGGCUUAGUAAGCCCUUGUAAGAGUGAAAAUGGUUCCCCAGCUCCAGAAGCCGGCCCCUGACUUCAGUGGAAUAGCAGUUGUGAACGGCCAGUUCAAGGAUCUCAAACUGUCUGAUUACAAAGGAAAAUAUUUGGUGCUGUUCUUUUAUCCACUGGACUUCACGUUCGUAUGUCCCACGGAGAUAGUGGCGUUCUCUGACCGCGCCGAAGAGUUCCGCAAGAUCGGAUGUGAGCUAGUGGCGGCGUCUUGUGACAGCCACUUCAGCCACCUGGCGUGGAUCAACACACCACGCAUGCAGGGUGGGCUGGGCAAGAUGAACAUCCCCCUGCUGGCUGACAAGUCGGGCCGCAUAGCCCGCGACUACGGCGUCUACCAUGAGGAGACGGGCGUGCCAUUCCGCGGCCUGUACAUCAUCGACGACAAGCAGGUGCUUCGCCAGAUCACCAUGAAUGACCUGCCGGUGGGGAGAUCCGUAGAUGAGACUCUGCGCCUUGUGCAAGCCUUCCAGUACACGGAUAAGCACGGUGAAGUGUGUCCGGCCGGCUGGAAGCCAGGCUCCAAGACGAUCAAGCCUGACCCUGAAGGCAGCCUGAAGUUCUUCAAAGAGUCAUCAUAACCUUCCUGAAGCAGGUCUUCUUCCAACUGUGACAGACCCGUCACAAACAUUGUUCCUGUAUUGUAUGCACACCACAUCCUCCAAGUUCUACUAUUUCAGAGUAGAAAGCAUUUGUUUUGAGAAUUAAGGAAUUUUUUGUGUUUAUGUAAGCAUAUGAAAUAAAGUAUUUUUAAAUACUA
Bacillus rossius redtenbacheri is the source of this 1524-nucleotide messenger RNA. RefSeq names its product peroxiredoxin 2-like. Gene Ontology annotation, molecular function: thioredoxin peroxidase activity. Gene Ontology annotation, cellular component: cytosol. The transcript has 4 exons. The record is from RefSeq and is a predicted model, not a curated record. The coding region runs from base 758 to 1345 and encodes 195 amino acids. Gene Ontology annotation, biological process: leukocyte activation; cell redox homeostasis; removal of superoxide radicals. Lineage: Eukaryota; Metazoa; Arthropoda; Insecta; Phasmatodea; Bacillidae.